UCUGGGUGAGCGCGGUCUGGGAGCUGGAUUUCACCGAGGCCGAACCUCUGGAUUCCAGGGUGGCGGAGGAGAUCGCGGAAGACGGGCCCGGCGUUUUCACCCGGCUCUACCGGUCUCUGUCGCCGUUCGCCGCGGAGGAUCACGAGAACAGGGAGAAUAUCUGGACCUUGUUUGCUGCAAACAGCUCCCCUCAGAAUGCUCUCGUCGCCGUGUUGCAUCACUUCGUCCAAGCGGGCCAGCAUAAAAGAGCUAACGCGCAGCAGAGGGUUUACGCUCUUCACGCGGCUGGGUUGUACUUCUUACUGCUGGAAAUCCCAGGCAGCGUGGCUAACCAGCUGUUCCAUCAAGUGAUGUUUGAUAAAUGUCUUCACACCCUGACGAAAAGUUGGCCUCGAGAACCAGAACUGCUGAGGAAAAGAAAGAAGACGCACGCUCAAAGCUCUCAGACCAAUGCAAGAAGAAACAGAAAGAAAGGAAAACCACACAGGAACAGCAAUAUGGAAGAGAUGCUGGAAGAGGAGGAGGAGGAGGAAGAGGAUUGUGAAGAUGUUUACUUUUCAACUGACGAUCUUCUUCAAGUUCGCAACGCGAUCUUCCUUCUUCUGAAAAACUUCUUACGACUUCUGCCUAAGUUUCCCCUAAAAGAAAAACCUCAGUGUAUGCAGAACUGCCUGCAGAUUUUGGUUGAAAUGACAAACUUUGAGCCAGCAGUACCCGAGUUCGAGUUUUCAGCAGCAAUGAAUGUUAACAAAGCCAAGUACAUUCCCGAACUGGCCUAUCAUGGACUGCGAUUACUGUGUUCCCCUCUACAUGGUCCAGAAGAUAAGAUUCUUCGUAGUGUCUUCCAGCAAAUCCUCAAUGUCAUUCUUAUGCGGGAAGGUGGUGCGGGUUCCAGAUGCGCAGUCCUUGCAAUCACAUCGGCUGUGAUCAGUGCCAGGAAUCAAGCUAUAAAAUUCAUCAGUUCUGUAGUAGAUGAGCUGAAAGAAGUUGUUUUUCCUGUUCUUCGAAUAUUGCUGCAACACAUCUGUACCAAGGUCCCAGAUAAGACUGAUUAUCGCACAUAUGCCGCACAGGCCUUGGUGAAUUUGCUGAAUAAACUCCCUUCUAUAGAGUUUGCUGACUUCAUCGCUUGGCUUUAUAAAUACUCACGCAACUCUAAAAUUGCCUACAGAGUGUUUGCUCUUGAUGUAGCGUUAGCUUUGUUGGAUGUGCCAGAGAGGAACUUGGACAGCUCCUUGUCCCUGGAUCAUCAGAAGUUUCUAAAGCAUAAGUUUUUAGUACAGGUCAUGGUGUUUGGCCGAUGUUCUGACAAAGCACCUGUGGUCCGUAGCAAAGCUUUAAGCAGCUUUGCCCACUGUCUCGAAAUGAAAGCUGCUGCUACCUUGGAGAGUAUACUGGACUUAUUACAAAGCUCUGACCAUACAGUCUUGGAAGCAAACAUGAUCACUGCGAGUUCGAUAGUCAGUGCAGAAGGUAUGUCCAACCAUCCACUGAAGACCUUACCAACUUUCAAAACUAUUGAGUUGACAGACAGCAACGAUACUGCUGUGCUUGAUGGAAAAGAAGUCAUGGCCAUGCUGAGACUGAGAGCCAGAGAUGAGAAAACCAACGUGAGGAAAUCUGCUCUCCAGGUUUUUAUGAACAUCCUGAAGCACAAAGUGAUCCCUUGUACCGCGGAAGAUCUGUCCACUCUUCAGGAUCGUUGCCGGGACCCUGCUGUUUCCGUGCGGAAGCAGGCCUUGCAGUCCAUAACAGGGCUCCUUGUGUCUCAGCCUGAUAACGUUCUAGUGCAGAAGGCCUGGUUAAAUGGAGUGGUGCCUGUUGUGAUGGACACGGAAAGUUCUGUCCAAGAAAAAGCCUUGGAUUGCCUUGAUCAGCUCUUGUUGCAACACAUAAAAUAUUAUAAUAAACUCAGGAGUGAAGAUGGAAAGCAGGCUCUAGCGUGGGAUCUCCUUACCCUCUUGACUUCAGAAAGCCAGGAGCUGAACCGUUACUUCAACAAAGCUUUUCAUAUGUGGUCCAGACAGAAUAAGUUCACCUCCACUUUCAUUAAUAAUGUCAUGUCUCACGUGGAAACGGAGCAUGCUGUACCUGCUUGGAUGUUGCUUGCUAAGGUGGCAGGUUCUUCACCCAAGCUGGAUUACUCCAAGAUCAUUGAAUCCUGGGACAAUGUCAGCAGGCAGCAAAACACGAGCGUUGAUACUACAGGACAUAUACUGUGUGUCAUCGGUCAUGUUGCAAAGCACCUUCCUAAAAGCACCUGCAAGAGGCUGAUUGAGAAUAUCAAGUGCUGGCUGAGGGAGUCUCAGUGUCCCCUGGAGGUGAUUAGCCCAGCUGUAGAAACUCUGCAGAAGCUCUGCCAUGCGUAUGCAGAUGUGCCGGAGGAGGCACAGGAGCUGCUCAACCAGGUGUGUGGAGAUUUAGUAUCCACCUGUGAAAGCUAUAUUUCUAAUAUAGUCCUUAAAGAGGAUGGAGCAGAGCAGCUGCAAGAAGAUCUUUUGGUGAGACACCUCUUCAUCUUGGGUGAGGCUGCACAGCUGUGUCCAGCCAAAGUGGAGAAACGCAUCUUUCUUUUGAUUCAGUCGAUUCUGGCUUCUUCUGUCGAUGAGGACCAAUUGUCAAGUUUGCCAGAUGGCGAGGAAAUUCCAGCUUCUCAGCCACUGUCCCAGAUCAGAGGAUUAGCCAUGCCUCCCGUGGUCAGAGCUCAUGCAUUCAUUACCUUAGGUAAAUUGUGUUUACAGCAUGAGGAUCUGGCAAAGAAAUGCAUUGCAGCUCUAGCUCGAGAACUGGAGGUGUCGCAUGAUGUGGCUGUUCGCAAUAACGUUGUCAUUGUUAUGUGCGAUCUGUGUAUCCGCUACACAUCCGUGGUGGACAGAUACAUUCCCAACAUCUCGUUGUGCCUGAAGGACCCAAAUCCCUUCAUCCGUAAGCAGACGCUGAUCCUGCUUACCAACCUUCUGCAGGAAGAGUUUGUGAAAUGGAAAGACUGUCUCUUCUUCCGUUUUGUCAGUGUCUUGGUGGAUCCAAAUCCAGAUAUUGCCAGGUUUGGAGAGUUCUGCUUGGUGCAUCUCUUGCUGAAGAGGAAUCCAGUAAUGUUCUCCCAACACUUCAUUGAGUGCAUCUUCCAUUUCAAUAGCUAUGAGAAACAUGAGAAGUACAACAGGUUCCCCCAGAGCAUGCGGGCAAAGAAUCUCUUCUCUCUGAAGGGAAAAGAUAACAAAGAAAAAAGGAUGCACAUCUACAAGUUCCUGUUAGACCACUUUACAGACGAGCAGAGGUUCAGCAUUACAACAAAGAUCAGCCACAGCAUACUAGCAUGCUUCGUGGAUAAGGUCCUUCCAUUGGACCUGGAAGCCAGUGAGCUGCUCUCGGAUACGUUUGCAGUCCUUAGCUGCAAGGAAAUCAAGCUAUCAACUAUGAGAUCAAAACCCGAUGAAGACAUUCAGCCCGAUGAAGACGAAAUGGCAAUGGCCAAUGCUGUCAUGCAGGUGGCACAAAAAAAGCUCAUCUCGCAGGUUCAAAAGAAGAACUUUGUAGAAAAUAUCAUCCCAAUAAUCACAUCACUGAAGUCUUUAAUGGAGCAGAAGAGGAUCCCAGCUCUUAGGGACCUUAUGAACUACCUACGGGAAAUGAUGCAGGAUUACCGAAAUGAAAUCAAAGACUUCUUUGCUGUGGACAAGCAGCUGGCAGCCGAGCUGGAGUACGAUAUGAAGAAAUAUGAAGAGCAGCUGGCCAGGGAGACGGAGUCAGACCAAGAGCAGGUCUCGGCAGCGCAGGCAGAGCAAACUCCAUCUUUGGAGACAGCUGUACCUUCUGGUGGCUGGAAUAAUAAUGCUCAGUCUCCUGUAAGUGGGAGACAGUCCUUGCCAUCUAGGUCAAGUCCUUCCUCUGUGCCUUCCGAAUUUACUACACCUAGUGCUGAUGUUCCGAAGCAGCCGUUACGCAGUCACAGGCCAGGAUCUUUGAGCACGCUUGCCAUCCUGAACUCUGCCAAGAAAGCGAUGGAAGCCAGAAGCAAGCAACGCAGCAAGAGUGUUGGAGGAAGUUUAUCGGCUUUAUCACUUCCAUCAAGUGCAGCUGGCAGCAAGCGAGUAUCAAUUCAAAGCCUGAAUCAACACUCUACUGGAGAAACUGUUUCUGUGGUGGGCCGUGCAAUCAGCACACCAGAUCAGACCAUUAAUGACUUGACUUUUGGUGCUGGGGUCAGUUACAUCAGCUUGACGCACACGCCUGGUUCAGCUCCAGAGAAGAAAGAGGCUGAGGACGAGCGAAGAGAUAUUAUCUGUUUGACAUCACCAGAGAAACCCCCAUCCCUGCCACGGGAGUGGAAAGUAGAAUCCCCCGCACAGAAAAAAACCAGCCAACGUGUCCCUCUGAGACGGUCCCAGCGGAGAACUCCACUGAAACCAGACAACUGA
This is a messenger RNA of Balearica regulorum gibbericeps (East African grey crowned-crane), 4418 nucleotides long. NCBI's taxonomy places the organism in Eukaryota, Metazoa, Chordata, Aves, Gruiformes, Gruidae. The record is from RefSeq and is a predicted model, not a curated record.